This is a messenger RNA of Scophthalmus maximus (turbot), 3190 nucleotides long. RefSeq names its product phosphofructokinase, platelet a (gene pfkpa). The transcript has 24 exons. The coding region runs from base 143 to 2515 and encodes 790 amino acids. Gene Ontology annotation, cellular component: cytoplasm; 6-phosphofructokinase complex; membrane. The record is from RefSeq and is a predicted model, not a curated record. Lineage: Eukaryota; Metazoa; Chordata; Actinopteri; Pleuronectiformes; Scophthalmidae. Gene Ontology annotation, molecular function: ATP binding; identical protein binding; fructose-6-phosphate binding. Gene Ontology annotation, biological process: fructose 6-phosphate metabolic process; fructose 1,6-bisphosphate metabolic process; canonical glycolysis.
GAUCCUGUAGAACAAUGACGCUGGUUUUCCAGUGAUCUGAUUGGUCAGUAGUUGGAUUGGUGACUGGUUUUGAUCUCUUUAAAAUCCUCGAAAUCUGCAUAUCCUGCUUCAUGACACAGGACUGGCUCAGGAAACCGUGAAAAUGGCGCAGCCGGACAGCAAGAAGAUCUUCUUCGAGAACCUGUCGGGAGCGGGGAAAGCCAUCGCGGUGCUGACGAGCGGAGGAGAUGCUCAAGGGAUGAAUGCUGCUGUACGUGCCGUGGUUCGAAUGGGGUUAUAUGUGGGUGCAAAAGUGUACUUCAUUCAUGAGGGAUAUCAGGGUAUGGUGGACGGCGGGGAGAACAUAAAGGAAGCCACAUGGGAAAGUGUCUCCAGCAUGCUACAAGUGGGCGGGACGGUUAUCGGCAGUGCCCGCUGCAAAGAGUUUCGCAGUCACGAGGGACGUCUGAAGGCCGCUCACAACCUGGUGCAGCACGGCAUCACCAACCUUUGCGUGAUCGGCGGAGACGGCAGCCUGACGGGAGCCAACCUCUUCAGGGAGGAAUGGAGUGGACUGCUGACGGAGCUGGUGGAGCAAGGUUCGAUCGAGGCCGAUGCUGUUCAGAAGUACUCGGCCCUGCACAUCGUGGGGAUGGUUGGCUCCAUUGAUAACGACUUCUGUGGGACUGACAUGACAAUCGGCACAGACUCGGCUUUGCACAGAAUCAUCGAGGUGGUGGACGCGAUCAUGACGACCGCACAGAGUCACCAGAGGACCUUUGUGUUGGAGGUCAUGGGCAGACACUGUGGCUACCUGGCCCUGGUGAGCGCCCUGGCUUGUGGGGCAGACUGGGUGUUGAUCCCAGAGAUGCCCCCAGAGGACGGAUGGGAGGAUAAGAUGUGUCAAAAACUGUCUGCGAACCGAGCAGGGAUGAAAAGGCUGAAUAUCAUAAUUGUAGCCGAAGGUGCGAUUGAUCAUAAGAACAAGCCCAUUACCACUGACUAUGUUAAGGAUCUUGUUGUCAAAUGUUUGGGUUUCGACACGCGGGUGACGAUUCUGGGCCAUGUGCAGAGAGGAGGGACCCCGUCUGCUUUUGACCGCAUCCUGGCCAGUCGUAUGGGUGUGGAGGCUGUUCUUGCCCUUCUAGAGACCACAGCCAACACGCCAGCCUGCGUCGUCUCUCUGUGCGGUAACCAAUCGGUGCGCCUGCCUCUGAUGGAGUGUGUACAGAUGACUCAGGAGGUCCAGAAGGCCAUGGAUGAGAAGCGGUUCGAGGAGGCUGUUAAGCUUCGGGGCAGGAGUUUUGAAAACAACCUGAAGACAUACAAACUCCUGGCUCAUCGUAAACCAGAAUCCGAACUGCCAACUAGCAACUUCAAUGUGGCAGUGCUGAAUGUCGGCGCCCCUGCAGCGGGAAUGAACGCUGCCGUCCGCUCAGCCGUCAGGGUGGGCAUCUCUGAGGGGCACAAGAUGUUCGCUGUCAGUGAUGGGUUUGAGGGAUUCUACAAGGGACAGAUUAAGGAGAUUAAAUGGGCUGAUGUUGGAGGAUGGACAGGACAGGGUGGAUCUCUACUGGGAACCAAAAGAACUCUUCCUGCAAAGUAUGUCGACAAAAUUGCUGAGCAGAUGCGAGAGAACAACAUAAAUGCACUGCUAAUUAUCGGUGGAUUUGAGGCGUUUGAGAGUCUGCUGCAGCUGUGUGAGGCUCGCGCUGCCUAUGAGGAGUUUUGCAUCCCGAUGUGUAUGCUGCCUGCCACCAUAAGUAACAAUGUGCCGGGCACAGAUCUAAGUAUCGGGGCAGACACGGCCCUCAAUGCCAUCGUGGAGACUUGUGACCGCAUCAAGCAGUCGGCCAGUGGGACCAAGAGACGCGUGUUCAUCAUCGAGACCAUGGGAGGCUACUGUGGCUACCUGGCCAGUGUCGGGGGCCUGGCUGCUGGAGCGGAUGCUGCUUACAUCUAUGAGGAGCCAUUCGACAUCAGAGACCUGCAGGCCAAUGUUGAACAUCUGACAGAGAAAAUGAAGACGAGCAUUCAAAGAGGACUGGUCCUCAGGAAUGAGAACUGUAGUGAAAACUACACAACAGACUUCAUCUACCAGCUGUACUCUGAAGAAGGGAGGGGAGUGUUUGACAGCAGGAAGAACGUGCUGGGACACAUGCAGCAGGGAGGAGCGCCGUCUCCAUUCGACCGCAACUUUGGGACUAAGAUCUCUGCCAAGGCGAUGCAGUGGAUUACAAAGAAGCUGGUUGAGUCAUUCAGAAAAGAUGAAGGCCGAGUGUUCGCCAACACCGAGGACACGUGCUGUCUGUUGGGGAUGCGUCGCAGGGCUCUGGUCUUCCAGCCGGUCGUACAACUCAAGGGGGACACUGACUUUGUUCACAGGAUCCCCAAGGAGCAGUGGUGGCUGAAGCUGCGUCCCCUCAUGAAGAUCCUGGCUAAGUACAAGACGAGCUACGAUGUCUCAGACUCCGGACAGUUGGAGCACGUCGUACGCAACCGACCCAGAGAGUCGGACGCUUCGGUAGCCAUGUGAGAGGCCUGCAAAGGGCCGUCUUUGUGUUGAGAGUGGACGUUGUGUGUGCGGCGUCAGUUUGCGUGUUGCAAAAGAGCUUCUGUAACAACGUCAACCAGCCGUGUUCAUUCCCCCGUCUGUGUCCUUACCCUUUCUGUCACCGCUCUCUGUUUUUGUCUUGACGGACUCAUGAAGUGUAAACUCUAGCCUCUGCAGCGCUCCCAAUACCAGGCACACACGUGUACGCUUGCACACACAGUACACACACACACACACACGUCCUGCCAUGCACCCGUGUGUCCCAUGUGGCCCCGGAUGUUUAGUGUCACCCUUGUUUUCAAAUUGCACUUUCCCUGUCUCCAGUCGCAGGAGGACAGAAAAUACACUAUCUGCUGUAAAAAACAGUGUGUGUGUGUGUUUCUGCCUAGAACCAGUGUGAGGUUCAGCAUAUUUAAGUCGGACUGACGCGGUACAGUUCUACUGCCGCAAGUCCAGAGAACUGCAUGCUGUGCUUCACACGGAAACUAAUAUUUAUCUUUUUAACAUGAUUUAUUAUUUUGCUUGUAAACAUAGAUAUAUUAACUGUCGGCACUGCUGCACUGAGUAGCGGUCUGUCAAACUGCACCAACAAGUUAGAUGUGUAAGAGACUGUAUUGUUUCCCACAGAUUAAAACCAAACUUGAGAAGUGUACCCUG